Medioppia subpectinata is the source of this 2934-nucleotide messenger RNA. NCBI's taxonomy places the organism in Eukaryota, Metazoa, Arthropoda, Arachnida, Sarcoptiformes, Oppiidae. The record is from the annotation of a GenBank genome assembly.
AUGAUACUUAACGUGACACCAAAAAUUGGUGGCCGUUUUCGAUAUAGAGUAACAGCCCUUCAAAUAACCCAGCCCUCCAACUAUACCAUUGCCGCCGCCAUAAGAGCCGCCCCCGUGACCGCCGCUCCCGUAACUCCCACUCUUGUAUACAACCGUUUUUUGAGAGCUCUCUGCGGGACUGUCGCCCCCAUAAGAGCCGCCUCCGUGAGUGCGGCUGCCGUAAGUGACGGCCUCGUAAUCGCCCCCUUUAUCACUAUCGCCCCCAUAAGUAUUGCCCCCUUCAGUUUGGUCCUCGACCUCCCGAUAGUCUCCAAUUUAUAUACAAAAAGCAAUGAUUUAAAUAAACGAUUGGAUUGUUAUCUCGAAAAUGACUUUGAGUUCAGUAAAACAGAGUGCGAGAAAAGGGGCUGUAAUUGGGAUAACGAUCCGGAGCUCAUCGAUAGUCCGCAAUGUUAUAUAAAUACCGAUAAAAUAGGCUAUAAUUUGUUUGGAAAGAAAGUUGAGAGCGAAAAGGGUUUUGAGAUCGAUCUCCAACUCAAAGAUACGGCUAAAUCUCUAUUGAAAUCUAUGCAACAAAUCGACAAAUUGCGGCUUAAAGUCGACUAUUUGACCGAAAAUAUAUUGAGAUUUAAAAUAUUUGAUCCCAAAGUAAAAAGAUAUGAAUUUCCCCUUCAAAACACAUUCCCGUUUGAUACUUCUAUCGGUGGCCUUAUAUUCAGUGACCAAUUAUUACACAUCUCCACAUAUUUGCCGACAAAACAUAUCUAUGGCUUCGGCGAGAAUACACACCAUUCACUCAAACAUAAUAUUAAUUACAAGACAUGGAAUCUAUUCUCAAGAGGAGAGGGACCCGACGAUGGUGUUAUUAAUCUCUAUGGCGUUCAUCCCUUCUAUACGGGUCUGGAGAGUGACGGCAAAUCCCACGGAAUUCUGUUUCUCAACAGUAAUGCUAUGGAGUACACACUAAUGCCAGAGCCGGCGCUUUCACUCAAAACAUUGGGCGGAGUCUUAGACUUCUUCGUGUUUGUCGGCGAGAAUCCCGAAGAAGUCAUUCAAUUAUACACUUCACUCAUUGGACGUCAAUUUCUACCCCCUUUCUGGUCACUCGGCUUUCAGAUAACGCGCUAUGGAUUCAAAAACACAGAACAAGUGAAGAAUACACUCGAGAGGAAUAUCGUGGCAAAAGUCCCAUUGGACGUAACGUAUCUGGACAUCGAUUAUAUGAAUAGAUUUCAAGACUUUACAUACGAUAAGGAAAACUUUAAAGGUUUACCACAACUGAUAUCAUGGCUGAAAAAUGAUCACAACAUUCACACCACUCUAAUGCUGUCGCCGGCCAUUCUGGGCAAUGACAGCACAUAUAAUGCUUUUUCGGACGGUUAUGAUAACGAUGUGUACAUAAAAUGGCCAAAAUAUGUCAAUACAUCGGAACAACACAAUCCGCCUGAUGUUAGAACUGACAAAUCAGUGCUUUAUGGUAAAGUCUGGCCCGACGGCCCUGUUGCUUUUCCCGACUUUUUUAAACCCGCAACUCAUAAAUGGUGGACAAAAUGGAUUCAAUACACGUAUAAAGACUUAGAUUUAAAAUUUGACUCCAUUUGGAUCGAUAUGAACGAACCGUACGAUUUUGCUUUUGACGGCACGUCCAGAGAUUACUGUCCGCGCAAUAAGUUGGAUAAUCCGCCCGCAAGAAUACAAUCAAUCUACGCGUACGAAAACUACACCAAACUAUCUGAUGGCACGAUAUGUAUGUGUAGUAUUCAGGGAGAGAACGGCGAAUACAGUCACUCCGAUGUCCACUCCCUCUACGGUCUCACCGAAAGUAUCGCAACACAAAAAACUGUUCGCGAAAUAACGGGAAAGAGAGGUUACGUACUCUCGCGGUCGACGUACGUUUCUUCGGGCAGAUAUACGGCCCACUGGUUGGGCGACAAUAUCGCCGAAUGGUCUCAAAUGCGGGACUCAAUUAUCGGUGUUUUGGAGUUUAACUUAUUUGGCAUUAGUUUUGUUGGGGCAGAUAUUUGUGGCUUCUUUCACGAGACAACACCCGAGUUGUGUCGCCGUUGGCUACAAAUGGGAGCUUUCUAUCCAUUUAGCCGUAAUCACAACGAAAUCCAUCCAUCAGAUCAGGACCCGGCUGUUUGGGUAGAGAAGGGUCACCCGGAAGUGACCAAAGCUGCUAUUAAUGCUCUGAAUCUACGGUACACUCUAUUGCCGUAUUUAUAUACGCUUUUCUAUAGAAGUCAUACAAUGGGACAAACAGUGGCCCGACCUCUGGUCCAUGAAUUCCCGACCGAUACUAACACUUAUGAAAUACAGGAGCAGUUUAUGUGGGGUCGCUCUGUACUGAUCUCUCCCUUUCUUUACGAGAAACAAACCGAAGUUUCAGCAUAUCUUCCAAAUGACAUUUGGUACGAAAUUUUGCCACAAAUAGUAAAAGUAAAACAAACGGGAAAAAUAACAAUUAAAGAAAAGAGUCCAACGGAUCCGCCGCCCGUCCAUCUCAGGGGCGGAUCUAUUAUACCGAUGAGUGUCUCUUCGGUUCACAUCAACACAAAUACUGUCAGACAAUCGGCCAUUAAUUUGGUUGUAUUGCCGGACGUCAAGUCCGAGGGUUUGGGUGACCUGUAUUGGGACGACGGAGAGUCUAUCGAUACGAUUGAAAACGGAAACUAUAAUUACUAUUCGUUUGAAUUGUUGUCCAACUCUUCACUCGUAUUGAAAGCCAAACACAAUAACUAUACGAAUGCACCAAAAGUAGAGGAAAUACGAGUUUACGGCACAAAAGGGACUGAAGUUUUGGCAACACUCGAUGGCCAACCCGUCAGUGCUCUCAUCGAUAGAGACGACGGCUCCACAAGAAUUCGCAUUCAACUCAAUCUAAACACCAAAAAGAGUGGCGACCAAUGGGUUGUCAAUUGGACCCACAAUUAA